AAUGAAUUCUGAAGUCUAAGACAUUAUAGAUUUAUAUUAAUAGAUAGUUUCCAAUUUAGAUUUAAAUCCAUAACGUGAUAUCACAAUGUAUUUAUUAAAGUGAUACUAUAAUAGAGAAUAAUUAAAAAAUGAAAGAAAUUAUUGCACAAUAUUCAGAAUCAUGUUUCCAUUUUUAGAAAAGGAAAUAGAUAAUAUUCAAAAAGAAAGAAAUCCAACAGGUGAAAAAUUGUAAGGACUAAUUGAAUUUUUAGUAAAUCAUCAUGAAUAUAUAAAUAGUCUUAUCCAGUUUUAACAAUGGAUUUAUCACAUAUAAGUGGACAUUCUAUUGCAUAAGGAGAUUUGAGACAUCUUUACAACUUUUUAUAAAUUUUACUUGAAUUAUCAAAACUUUAUAAGGAUUAAGUUUAAAAUACAAGAUCAAAUUCUACAAGCUAACAAAAUUUUUAAUAAGAUAAUUCAACUCCUCCAGAAUAAUAAUCAGGUAAGUUAUUUAAUUAAAUUAGAUUAUUUUAAUGAUAAUGCUGAGUAUGAAGAAUCAUCCUAAAAAGACGGUGGAAAUUUUGAAACCAAGAAAAUAUAAAGGAAUCAAUCCCUAAAGGAUCUUAAAAAAGGUGCUAAUUAAAAUAAUAAUGCUACUGCUAAAAAUUAAUUAUCAAAUAAUUAACGAAAAUCUUCAGCUAGAAAAGUUGAAUAGAAAAAAGUAUUAAAUUCAAAGGAAAAUAAGUUAAAAGCUAUAAGUAAUGAUUUAUUACCUGUUACUUAACUUUAAUAAAGAAUAAUAACACAAGAUCCUAAUAUAGCUAUAAAAUAUAAAAAAUAAUAAUAGCAACAAUAAAAGAAAUCAUCUAAAAAAUAAUAAAAAUCAUAAUCACCUAAAGAAGAAGAAGAAGAAUAACUAGAUUAAUUAGAUUUUGGUUUUUAAGAUAUAAGUGAAAUAGAUUAUUAGUUUUUGGAAUAACAUGAUGAAGAAGAAAUUAAUUAAUUAGAUGAUCAUGAUCCAACAAAAGUUAAAUAUUUUAGAGAAUUAUAAAAGGAUGAUAUAAGAAAAUUAUUAUAAGAAAAAAUGAAAGAAGAAGAAGAAUUUGGUGAAUAACCAGAAAUUGAUCAUUUUAUAGAUUCUUAAAUUCAAGUUAUAAAAGAAUCAUUAGGUAAUAUGAAAAAUUAACCACCAAGUGAUGAAAAAGAAACUAUUGAAAAAAUUAUAAAAAAUAGAAAUUAAUAUAAAGAAUUUUUAAAAGAUUAUCUUAAAACUUAUCAAUAAAAAUAAAAGAAACAAGAAUCAUAAUAAAAUAAAUCAAUGCAAGAUUAAAAAUAAUUAAAUAAAAUGAAUCAAAAAAAAAAAGAUGAUUUAAAAAAAGAAUUUGAAAAUGAACAUUUAUCAAUGUAUUAUAAAUUAAGAGAUGAAAAAUUAAAUUAUUUAAGAAAAAUGUAAAUAUUUUAUAUAUUUCUCAUAGUCAUCGAAUUAUUUUUGAAUUAGAAAAAAGAAAGAUUAUAGAUGAGAAAAAAGAUCAUCUAUAAAUGAGAAGAUAAUAAAAUAUAAUUACUAGAAAUGCAUUAGCAUCUGUUGAAAAUGCUUAUAAUGAUAAAAUUACAAUGUUAAAAGAAAAAUUAUAAAAUGAACGAAAAGAAAGGCAUGUUGCAGGAGUUGCAUAAAAAUAAGUAAAUUAUUUUAUGAUUUUAAGAUUCUCUCAAAAUUAGAAAAAGAAUUAAAAGAUGAAAAAAUUAAAUAAAUUCAAGAAUUGAAAGAUAUUUGGAGAUAAGAAAAAGAAAGAUUUGAUUAUUUAAUGAAAGAUGAUGGAGAAUUAGAAAAGAGAAUUCUUUAAAUUUAUAAAAAAUAUUGA
This is a messenger RNA of Paramecium pentaurelia, 1841 nucleotides long. Lineage: Eukaryota; Ciliophora; Oligohymenophorea; Peniculida; Parameciidae. The record is from the annotation of a GenBank genome assembly.